GAAAACAUCAGUUAUUCAUUUGUCAAUAACAUUGCAACUCUUAACUUUGCAAGUGCUAAACCAGAGAAUACAGGAAAAUACACAUGCCAGAUCAAGAAUGAAGCUGGUGCACAGGAAUGCUUUGCCAGCUUAUCAGUGUUAGAGCCCGCAAUAAUUGUUGAAAAGCCACAGCCGACAAAGGUCACUGCAGGUGAUUCUUGCACCCUGGAGUGUACUGUUGGUGGAACCCCAGAGUUUAUAACCACCUGGUUUAAAGAUGGAACAGAACUGACAAGUGAUGAAAAAUACAAAGUUAGCUUCUUUGGCAAAGUUGCUAGCCUGAAAAUUCUUUCCACUGGAACAGAUGAUAGUGGGGAAUAUGUAUUUGAGGUUAAGAACAAUGUUGGCAAGAGCAGCUGUACAGCCAUUGUUGAUGUCUCAGACCGAAUUAUUCCUCCAUCUUUCACAAGAAAACUAAAAGAAACAUAUGGCUUACUUGGGUCAACAACCUCCAUGGAAUGUAAAGUAUCUGGAUCUCCACCCAUAUCAGUUUCUUGGUCUUUCAAUGGCAGUGAAAUUGUCAGUGGAGACAAAUACCAGACUACCCUUACAGACAACACUUGCACACUAAAAGUCAGUGGUCUAGCACCAGCAGAUGCUGGAAAAUAUGCCUGCCAUGCUACCAACAUUGCUGGAUCUGAUGAAUGCAGCGCUGUUUUUGUCUGUUAAAGAGCCACCAUCAUUUGUGGAGAAGCCAGAACCUGUGGAAGUCCUCCCAGGUGCCACAGUUACUUUUGCC
Messenger RNA from Staurois parvus, 778 nucleotides. NCBI's taxonomy places the organism in Eukaryota, Metazoa, Chordata, Amphibia, Anura, Ranidae. The record is from the annotation of a GenBank genome assembly.